Molecule: messenger RNA, 2879 nt
Organism: Astrephomene gubernaculifera
Lineage: Eukaryota; Viridiplantae; Chlorophyta; Chlorophyceae; Chlamydomonadales; Astrephomenaceae
Source: the annotation of a GenBank genome assembly
GCUAAACGGAAGCGUGACCACUAUAGAUGCUGCGCGGCAUGAAUUACUUAUUAGGUUUCAAUAGAGAUAAGCCAUUGCUAUCUUUCAGCCUUCCCUAAGCCUUCUGAGACAUCAUGAUUAACCGACCCUAUGCGUCCGGCCUAAAGGAGUUUGUUUUCGUAGUAUGAGCACUACAAUUCAAAUUAUUGACAUGGUGAAGGAUAAUGAUCAGGCGCGGAGCUGUUCCUAUACUUGUAGCUGUCCUCAUACUGUGCUCGCUGUAUCCGAGCCCAUCCGUCUGUCAGAAACAAUAUAAACGACCUAUCGUACUGUCUCGAUCGUCGAACUGGAGCAGUCUCUUGACCCAGCCCUCAGCUUUUGUCUCCAAAGUCCGUACAAGGCUGCGCAAGCAGUCAGAAGGUUAUACGUCUAGCCCAGCAUGUGACAGUUACGUCGGCCCAGGAUACCUAGAGUACAUACGGAACAGCAAGUUAGAAAUAUGCCGGCCAGGCAGCGCAUCGAAGAAGUGGCGGCAGGGGGAAAGCUUAUCAUGUACAACCCCGCAGAACUGUGGCUCCGCAGUAGAGUGCUACACCGCACCCUUUGUCAGGACUGGAAACGCCUCAAAGGCGUCCAUAUCCCUUUGCCACAGCACCAACCUAGUCCUCGACAGCUGCGGCUUCUUGUCGGGACGACGAAAAGGUACCCUGGCCAAGAAAUUCCCGCUGCCAGCGCCAGGGUCGGUCAAGCUGGCCUGUCAGCUGACCGUGACCAACGCCACGCAGCUGGCGCAGGAGGAACCGCAGCUGCACUGGCUUGACUCCAUCCACCACGAUGUGUGGUGGGCCAACGCAACGCGGGACGAUGCCGCGGUGCGCAACGCCUGCGCGCCCGGCUCACCCAGACUGGUGACCACCCCCACGCUGUUCGUGAUGCGCGACCGCCACGCCAACUACGCACACGAGCUGGAGGUGGUCUCCAUGGUUUUCUCCUUCCUUGCCGCGCUGGAGCCGCAGGACGUGGCGAAGCGGGGGAUACAGGUGGUCAUUACCGACAUGGCGCCCCCCACCGGCUUCCUGGAGACCUGGGCGCGCAUCUCGCAUCCGCACCGCCUGCGCAUCCUGGCGCGGGAGCCCUUCCCGCCAGGCACCUGCUUCCGCUCCGCCUACCACGUCUACACCUUCGCCGCCGGCAUCGGCUACAACACCAACCCCGACACGGUCAGCUGUGAGAGCCCCGUGACGACUGGCCUCAGCCACUGGUUACGGCAACUGUACGACGAGGCUGACCCCGGGGCGAGGUGGCAGACGGCGUCGACGACGGCGGCAACAGCGGCGGCGGCGGCGGGGCCGGCCGCUGCAGCCGCCGGUGUGCGGGGGCUGAAGCAGCCGACGGGCGGUAUUGUGAUGAAGAAUGUUGUGUGGCUGAGCAGGAGGAACCUGGAGAUGGUGCGGCUGCUGCUGAAUGCUUCUGCGGGCUGGAAGAGCAUGCGCAUGGUGCGCAAUGAGGAUGCGGUGGUGACGGGGCUGGUGGCGGCGGUGCAGGAGUGGAACGCGGAGAGCUGCCUGCUGCGGCGCUUUGAUCGCGUGGUGCAGUCGGAAUAUGAGCGGUCGUUGAAGGACGUCAACCCAGUUCACGCAGCCACACAAGACACGGCUGGGGACCAGCAAGAGCAGGCGGACCAGCAACAAACACAACAUCACCGGGGAUCGGCGAAGUCAAGGCAGUCCUCUAACCGAAGCUCAUCAACGAAGAGCGCUAGCAUCCCGCGAAGGGGCCUACUCGGCCGGCCUUUAGCUGCUGCGGCAUGGGGCCCUGGAGGCCGGCGGGCGACACUGGGGUCGACAAGAUCCGCAAGCACUGCUGGCAGCGGCAGCAGCCACGGCGGCGGUGAAGUGGACAUUGGCAAGGAGUACGCGGUUGAUGGGGACUAUAGCGGCGACGAUGAAGGUGGAGAAACAGAAGCAGAGGAGGAUGUGCAGGACAUGGGCGCUGACGGCGAUGAUGAUACUGAUGACGGUGGGGAGGCUAAUUUAACGACAGAAGCUGCAGAAGGCGCUGGAAAUGGUACGAACACAACAAAGCCGUCGUACAUGAUUGCGAACAACAUCAUUUCCCUCGCCCGGCUUUGGGCGCUGGAGACCGAUGGCUGUCGGCGCACCAACGUGCUUUUCAAGUUUGUGGACGGUGACUUCAACGACAUGCCGUACCACGGACAGUUGCACACCAUUUUCCGUACUGGUGUAUUGGUGGGGGUGCACGGCGCCGGUUUGACGCACGGAUUCUUCAUGCCUCCGGGCCAGAGUGCUGUGCUACAGCUGCUGGGAGAGUCCUUCUCCAAGGUGGCCGCCAACAACGUCUUCCGCAACAUGGCUGCCGGGCUGGGCAACUACUACGAGGACGUGCUGUACUCGGGGGUGGAUGUAGACGUUGAGAAGCUGAAGGAGGCCGUCAAGCGGGCAAUGGACGCCGUCGCGCGCACUACCAUGGAGGCCCAGAUGCGUCGCUCUGGGGCCCUCCGACUGGUGCUAGUGGACCAGAGCCACUUCUCGGUGGUGGCGCCCUCGCCGGAGCAGUGCCCUGCGGCGUCACCCUAGAGCACCAGCAACUCGACACAGACCCUAACUAGCGGUUUGGCGUAGUAGGAUAGCCGCCUCUUGGCGUGUGCAUUCUCAUAACAUACAAGGAUAUUAGGGGCAUCAAAUAUACACAUGCGACCAUAAGCUUAGAAUAGGCCAAUGAGCACCAAUGUAUGUGGCUUAGGCCCUAUGAUGCUGCCAAGGAUCACCGUGUCAAUGAAGAGAUUGAGGAGCCGUGCGAUGCUGCAGAACAAGAGGGUCUGGUAUGUCAUGCAGUGAUGGGCAAUUGGUAUUGAGAUGACUUGUGAGACGCUUCGGACG